Molecule: messenger RNA, 591 nt
Organism: Hibiscus syriacus
Lineage: Eukaryota; Viridiplantae; Streptophyta; Magnoliopsida; Malvales; Malvaceae
Product: 40S ribosomal protein S10-2-like
Exons: 5
Coding region: 34-576 (180 amino acids)
Cellular component (GO): cytosolic small ribosomal subunit
Molecular function (GO): RNA binding; structural constituent of ribosome
Source: RefSeq, a predicted model, not a curated record
AUCUUCACAGCCGCCUGUUAUCUUAUAGCAAAAAUGAUAAGAUCCGACGUGAGAUCUCCAAGUACCUUCUUCAAGAGGGUGUUUGCUAUGCAAACAAAUAUUACAAUCUUGGCGAAGCACCCAGAAAUCGAUGUUCCGAAUCUUCAAGUGAUAAAGCUGAUGCAAAGCUUCAAAUCUAAGGAAUACGUGCGUGAAACUUUCGCUUGGAUGCAUUAUUACUGGUACCUUACCAAUGACGGCAUUGAGUUUCUAAGGACUUACUUGAAUCUCCCUUCUGAGAUCGUGCCUGCUACUUUGAAGAAGCAAGCUAAGCCUGAUGGUCGUCCUAUGGGCUCUCCUCGAGAUCGCCCACAUGGUCCACCACGCUUCGGUGACGGUGAGAGGAGAUUUGGUGAUAGAGAUGGCUACCGUGGAGGUCCACGAGGAGGAGGUGAUUUUGGGGACAAAGAGGAGUUCCUGCUGACUAUCAGCCUUCAUUCAGGGGUCCUGGAACAAGGCCUGCCUUUGGUCGAGGAGGUGGCGGUUAUGGUAAUGCUGGGCCUGCCGGCAGUGCAGGUCUUCCUUGAGAUGGAAUGAUUUUUCAUGAGUUUU